UUCUCUCAUUCCCACUCAUAUGCCCUGCUGUAACUUUGUGUUAGAUAUUUUUCAUUGUGCUCUUCUCAUCCAUUAUUUUGUCUUUGAAUUGUUCUCUCUCUUUCCCCAAACUUCUCCUCUCAUCCCCAACCACUCGUGAAGCUUUAUCUAGGAUCACCCUCAUCUCUAAAUCCAAGCUUCUCUCUAGAGUUAGAGGCUUUGUUUUGGGGAGCUUGAAUCCAGAAAGAGAGAGAGGGAGGGAGGGAGAGAGAAAGAGAGAUGAAGAAUUUGAUGGCCAUCUUAGGGCAGGUGAUGGUGCAUCUCUCUCUAUCGGGAAUGUACUUGUGGCUUAAAGCUUCAUGGUCUUGCUAUUUAUACUGAGAGUACAUAGAGAGAGAGAGAGAGAGAGAGAGAGAGAGAGAGAGAGAGAGAGAGAGAGAGAGAGAGAGAGAGAUGGAGAACUUGAUGGUCAUCUUAGCGCAGUUCAUGGUCCAGCUUUCUCUAUCAGGCAUGUACCUCAUUACAAAGGUGGCAUUCGAUCAUGGCAUGAACCAUCUACUUUUCAUAACCUAUCGAACCAUUAUAGCCACCCUUAUCUUGGCUCCAUGUGCUUACAUCUUUGAAAGGGAAAAAUGGCCUCCUCUCUCCUUGAAAGAAGUUUCCAAGGUUUCGCUGCUUGCUUUUAUCGGGAUUGCGGUCUCUCAAAAUUGUUACUUCGCUGGCCUUUAUUACACUUCCUCCACCUUUGUGUCUUCUCUAUCUAAUCUCAUUCCUGUGAUUACCUUUGCCUUGGCCUUUCUCCUUAGGUUGGAGGUUGUGGACAUGAGGAGCCCAAGAGGGCAAGCAAAAGUUGUAGGCACGGGCACAUGUGUAGGGGGGACCCUAAUCUUGACACUCUUGAAGGGUCCUGCCCUUAAAAUCUUUAAGGGCCUUAAGAAACCAACAUCUCUUCUAUUACUUUUGUCUACACUUCAGGCCCUUACAAACACAAGUAAUUGGGCGUUGGGCUCUGUACUGAUUUUGUGUAGUGUUAGCGCAUGGGCGGGAUGGAUAAAUUACCAGGCGUGGGCGUUCAAGGACCAUCCGGCACCAAUAUCAUUGACUUCGAUGACAUGCUUUUUUGGCUGUAUUCAAUGUGUUAUACUCUCUCUCAUUUUUGCACACCCCAAUGAUUGGAGACUAGGAUGGGACUUUAAGCUCUUUGCCUAUGCCUACAGUGGAGCAUUUUGUACGGCCUUCCAAUUCUUUAUUCAGAGUUGGUGCAUCAAGAAGAAGGGUCCACUCUUUGCGGCUGCAUUCUAUCCUGUGGGCACCCUCAUCGUUGCCAUGCUCGAGCCCAUAUUUUUUCACAUUGACAUUUAUAUGGGAAGUUUGGUGGGUAUGGUUUUGAUAAUUGGUGGGCUUUAUUGCGUAUUAUGGGGCAAAGCCAAGGAUGUGGUGGCAGGGCCAAACAAGGCCCAAGAGGCAGUUGAAUCAAGUAUUUCAAGCAAUGCUACUCAUGAAUGCCAUGUGGGUAUAAAAGAGCCCUUGUUGAGACAUAGUGGCAGACAUAGUGAAGCAUCUGACUGCCAAAAUGUUUGCACAACAAACGUAGAUUCACUUCUCAAUGGGAACGAUGUGGGGCUAAUUUCAGUUUUCCCUUGUGAACGUUUAUUGACAUAA
Messenger RNA from Amborella trichopoda, 1641 nucleotides. Its product is annotated as WAT1-related protein At4g08300. Gene Ontology annotation, molecular function: transmembrane transporter activity. Gene Ontology annotation, cellular component: membrane. The record is from RefSeq and is a predicted model, not a curated record. NCBI's taxonomy places the organism in Eukaryota, Viridiplantae, Streptophyta, Magnoliopsida, Amborellales, Amborellaceae.